GCCACGUCCUCAGCCGCCAUUGUAGGAACGUGGAAGUAGCAGCACAUAGCCAAGAUGAAUAUUUUUAGGCUUGCAGGGGAUAUGUCCCAUUUAUUAGCAAUUUUAAUAUUGCUACUUAAAAUGUGGAAAAGUAGAUCUGUCGCAGGUAUAUCCGGGAAAAGUCAGAUCCUAUUUGCGAUGGUUUUUGUGACACGGUACCUUGAUCUAUUUACGUCAUUCAUCUCUGUAUAUAACACAUCCAUGAAGCUGUUUUUCAUCGUGUCCUCCUUCCUGACCGUGUUUCUGAUGUACUUCAAGUUCAAGCCUACAUAUGACAGUAACCAUGACACUUUCCGUAUCUUGUUUUUAAUUGCACCUGUUGGAGGCCUGGCUUUCCUUGUCAACCAUGAAUUUUCACCUAUGGAGAUCCUGUGGACCUUCUCAAUCUAUCUAGAAUCUGUGGCCAUUCUACCCCAGCUCUUUAUGGUCAGUAAGACAGGUGAAGCAGAGACGAUAACAAGUCACUACCUGUUUGCCUUAGGGUCCUACAGGUGCCUUUACCUGUUCAACUGGCUGUACCGGUACUACUUUGAUGGAUUCUUCGACUUGAUUGCUGUUGUAGCAGGAGUUGUACAGACCAUCCUUUACUGUGAUUUCUUCUAUUUGUAUAUCACGAAGGGCAAAGGAUCACUACUGUUUUCAAAUAACGAGAUUGUUUUCAAGGAUGCCCCAUUGCUGGAAGUUUAAAGUGAUGCGAGGCAAGAAGAUAUCUCUACCAGCAUAAACAUCAUAGGAAAAAAUCAAGGAAAUCGGCCGUUAAGGCUAUUGGGAGAUGGAUAGAGUGUCAAUGUACCAUAUUAUUAUGCAGAUAUACAAAACAUUGUGGCAUUUUAGUGGACAGGUACUUACCAUCAUAAAAUAAAACAAACCUGAGAUAUAUGGUGUGUGUAUAAUGGAUAUCUAGGUAUUUUCUUGGACCAGGUUAUUUAUUGAAUACUUUAAAUGGUACAAAAGAAAUUUCUCAUGGCUGUCAUGAAUUAUCGCAUGGCUGACUUGAAUUUUCCUGAUUGUAACCUAAAGCAUUUGUUGUGGUCUUAAAUCAUUGCAUAUUUUGCCCAUUACAUUGAAGACAAAUCGAGGUUUGUGAAGUGAGGGUGGUGUGAAAGAGUUUCUGGUGUGUUUGGUGCUGCUGUUUUGGAUUUGGUGACAUUACAUUGUCCUUGUUAGCAAUGCCGACAGGAACACUUGAGACAACAUAUAAUAUAAACAAUUAUAAUAAACCUUUACAGUGUGUCUGUACAAAAACAAUUUGCCACAUUCAUCUUUUACAUGACAUCAGAUGUCCAAAAGUAUAUGAAAAUUGAAUAAAUAAUUAGCUAUUUUUUGGAAAAAUUAAAACAAUAAAUCUGUAUCAGUUAUUAUUUAAAAAUGUGUUAAAUGAUAACAAUCAUACCUUAUUCAGAUUCUUAUUGGCAUUCCUGAAAUUGGUUGGAAAACUACUGUGAUAACUGGUAAUAUAAUUUUUAAAUAGAGAAUACAUUUAUGUCAUAUUUGUUUUUGUCUGGACAACGUAGUUAAAUAUUUGAAUGUAGGUUUUAACCUAAUUUAGUAGAUUUUAACUCUAGUCAAGUUGCUGUCGCUUUUUGCUUAAUGAAGUAGUUAGAAGUGUAUUCAUCAAGAUCAAAUAUACAGGGGAUUAAUAAUAGAUGUGAAAAGGUAUGUCACUUUUUAAAAAUUCAAAACUGAUCUUAUGCUUAAAUCACUAUUGUAAGAAAAGCAUUCAGCUUGCAUAUUAUUAUAGACUGAUUUGAAAUCAUAUUUGAUGAUAAUCGGUGUACAUAGGUGUAGAAUUAAUGUAUUUUAUGUUUCAAAGUAUGAGAUUGUGCAAGAAUGUUGGCUGUGGUAUGUAUGAAUUACAAAAGUAUUUCUGUAUAAACACUUACUGCUGUUUGAAAAAAUUGAGGACAGAAAUUUAAAAACUUCGCAUCACUCAACAAAAUUGUUUUUUUUUCUUCAAAUUAACGUUUCAGAUAACACCGUUUACAGUUUGACUAACUUGUAAAGAAAAAAUUCAAAACUACUGUUAAGGAAAUGAUUAUAAGUGGCUAUUAGUGUAUUUGUUUGAUCAGAUUAAAUGUUUGGAGGGUGCUUGAUUGAUGAGAAAAUGGCCUGAAAAUGGCAAAUCAUAUCCAUGUAAAUUAUUUCAGUUUUAUCGAGUUUUCUGAUUUCAAAUCACACAAGUUUUCUGAAGCAGAUUUUUUUUUUUUUUUUGAAGUAUAUGAAAUUUUAUUGGUGAUGACAUUUACCAUCAUACUCAUAUUAUUUUUAAUGAAUUAUUGUAUGACUGUGUUGGUGUAUUUCAGUUGUUAAAUUGGAAAGGAUCUAUAUUUUCUAUAGUAUUGGCACUUCCUACAUCACUUCUAACCAAUAAUGAUCGGAAAUUCAUCCCAAUCACAACGCUUUCUAUAUUGUCUUGCCAUGAACUUUACAAAUUUGUAAAAAUCCACAAUAGUCCCAGUGGAAUCACAAAAGAGGGUAAACCUCGGACCAAUAUCAUUACCUUUCGACCAUGUGGGCCAAAAUCUUAGUAUACAUGCUGCUGUUAUAAAUUCAUUGGGAGUUUCAUUGGAGAACAAGAACGGCUGAUGUACUAGUUUGUUCAAUUUAAAAUUACUACAUAUAAAAAACCAGUAGUUACCUAACCAAAUACAUCUCAUAAUAGCAGAUAAAGAUGUGUAAAUGUUUUUUCAGUGGUCAGUGUUGAGUUAGAUAUAUUAACCUUUUGCAUGCUCUGUCGUAUUAUGCUUUUAUUACCCUGCAUUAUCAUAUCGGCACAAUUCAUGUAUUCCUUGUUGUUUUUGCAUACUCAUUUGUACAGUUCUUGAGUAACAAGUUGUGGUUGUAUCGGACAACGGAUGGUUCAGUGUAAAAGUGAACGCAUGGGUUCUGUACAGUUAAUAAAUAACAUUUUGCAGAUA
Molecule: messenger RNA, 2957 nt
Organism: Mizuhopecten yessoensis (Yesso scallop)
Lineage: Eukaryota; Metazoa; Mollusca; Bivalvia; Pectinida; Pectinidae
Product: ER lumen protein-retaining receptor 2-like
Exons: 5
Coding region: 55-726 (223 amino acids)
Biological process (GO): protein retention in ER lumen; endoplasmic reticulum to Golgi vesicle-mediated transport
Cellular component (GO): endoplasmic reticulum; cis-Golgi network; membrane
Molecular function (GO): ER lumen protein retrieval receptor activity
Source: RefSeq, a predicted model, not a curated record